GAGAGCGCAGAGGAGGCGCGCGAAGGCUGAACGCCCCGCAUCCCGACAGACCCCAGAUCGCAGGAGAAGAGCCCGCGCCGAGGGGCGUCCGCGGGCCAGGCGGUGCGGGACUCGUGCGGUCCGAGGGCAGAUCGGGGGUCUCACGUGCCCCUGUCCGCAGCCGCCCGAGAUGAGCGAGGCGAGCAGGGUGUGCUCGGGCUACUACAGCCUCAACCACAGCUUCGUGGAGCCCUUCGAGUGUCCCCGGAGCGGCGAGGGGGCCGCCCUCCUCUACUGCUGCGGCUUCGCCGACCUCAAGUACUGCUGCAGCGAGCCGGGCAGCUACUUCCCCUACAAGCACAGCUAUAUGUGGAGCCUCAGCAUCGGUGCCCUGGUUGGCCUGGGAACUGCUGCCCUUGUUCUACUUGCCUUUGUCAUCAGCGUCUGUGUCCUUUGCUACUUAUUUCUGUAUACAAAGCCCCGAAGAUUAGACACUGGCCUUAAACUUCAACACCUAGAGGCUUCUGCCACUCAAGAAGGCAACCCAAACAGGAAAGCCAAUGCCCCCAAUUCAAAUGCAGCAUCAAAUUCGACAAUUGAAACAUCCUACGAAGCUGAUGACAUGAAUCAAGAGCCACCGAUGGAGACGACACAAAUCAGCACCGUGUAUUAUUAAAAAGCCUGUGCUGUAAAAGCUCACUGGAGGGACAGAGCAAAUAAAAAUAAAGAAUGCAUUUCAAAUAC
Leopardus geoffroyi (Geoffroy's cat) is the source of this 723-nucleotide messenger RNA. RefSeq names its product shisa like 2B (gene SHISAL2B). The record is from RefSeq and is a predicted model, not a curated record. Bases 170 to 655 code for a protein of 161 amino acids. The transcript has 3 exons. NCBI's taxonomy places the organism in Eukaryota, Metazoa, Chordata, Mammalia, Carnivora, Felidae.